GCCAAUGUCAAUCCAUAAUUUAGUAGCGCAUUAUUUAAAGGAAAAGAAUUUACAUCAUACUCUUCGAAAGUUUGAAGAAGAAGUUGGAGUACCAAUUUCCAGCGAUGUGGAUGAUUUACCUACGAAAGAAUCAUUAGAAGAGAUUGUCAAUGAUCGAAGCAAUUUUAAGCAGUUAACCGAUGGGGUUUCAGACAAAUUACAUAUUGAUGAGAUAUCAGAUGACGAAUUGAGAGAAAUUAGCGAUAAGCAACUCGUCCCAUGGUCAACACCGUAUCCUCAAAACAGUGAAUCAGCCAUUGGGAAUCAAAUAAUUAAUGGGUUGGUUAUUUCUAGUGAGAUAUUUUGUGAUGACAUGUUGUUAUUAGGAAGUGCUGAUAAUAAGUUUUAUAUGAUUGAUUUAAAAACCAAGAAAAUCGUGAAAGAAGAGACUAAUUUGAUUGGCCGAGUGGUUAUAAAGAAGAUUGUUAGUAUUGAAAAUAGUAAUAAAGUAAUACUCGUUGGUAUGGAUGGUAAUAUUUGGAUAUUCGAAAUCCAAAAUGAUGAAAUUAGCCCCAUCACCAAUUUGAAAACACACCAAAAACUUAUAAGUGAUGUCAAGUACAUUUCGGUACAAGAAAGAAACUAUAUUGUUUCCAUGGGCUGGGAUUUCAUGAUUAAAGUUACCGAGUUUACCAAAAACCAAUUAGUGCCAGUGGCCCAGUAUAAAUUACCAAUUCAAGGAAGUUGUAUUGAUGUCACCAAUUACCAAGAUAAGUUGGUUAUCGUUAUUGGUAAAAAUGACUACACGUUCUUGGAAGUGUACACAUUGGAAGAAGCUGAAAUCGUCCCAGUAUACAAGAUAUCAUUGAACGACGCCGAGUUUCUGUCAUCGAUAUUCUCUCCAAGAUGUAUCAAGAUCUUCAACCAUCAAUACCCAUUGAUUGCAGUGGGGACCUCCCACGAACCUUACAUGAGACUCAUCGUUGUUUCAUUAAAAGAGUUCCCCAAGAUCACUCCUUCCAAAAACAUGACUACAAAGAGAAAUCAAAUAUUGAAAAACUUAAGCACCAUGUCACCUCAAGAUAAGUAUUCCACCGCCAUGAUAGAAUGGCGUCAAGAUGGUAGUGGUGUUUGGGUCAUUGGGGAAGACGGGGUCAUCAGAGGCGUAGACUUGGUAUCACACCAUGUUAUCGCUGAGCUAGAAGCCCACCAGGGCCGAAUCAAAAGCUACGUAUCUGGCAACCAACAUGCCAGAGAAGUGAUCGUCACCUGUGGCACGGAUCGUAAGGUCCGGGUAUGGAACUGCUAACCUGUGAAAUACCGGGAGUUAUGAUUUUGCAGUAAUUCAAUUGUGGGGAAUCAAACUGAAAGCAAGUCCGAGGAAAUCACGGUGCAAGAAUUUUUGAAGGCGAACGCUUAUGGUGGGUGCACGGGUGCACUGCGACAGUUGUACGCAUGUGUUUGAGAUUAGGCAGACGUUUGAGCCGAUGAAAAUUUAGGGUUUGACCUCGGUAAUUGUACUAUCAAAUAAAUACCGACUGAUUCCCAAUUGGCAGACUGUCUGUUUUUACUUUUAGUUUUAAUUUUAGUUUUAGUUUUAGUUUUAUUUAGAAUUACCGUUAGUUGAUUUCUGAUUUCAAUUCUUAUAGAGCACCCGGUGGAUAAUUGUUG
This is a messenger RNA of Hyphopichia burtonii NRRL Y-1933, 1650 nucleotides long. RefSeq lists its product as uncharacterized. Lineage: Eukaryota; Fungi; Ascomycota; Pichiomycetes; Serinales; Debaryomycetaceae. The record is from RefSeq and is a predicted model, not a curated record. Bases 5 to 1288 code for a protein of 427 amino acids. The transcript has a single exon. Gene Ontology annotation, molecular function: ubiquitin binding.